UUAUACUGUAUUCAUUACAUUUAGAGGUAAAUAACUAAUAAAAAAAAAGUAAAACAAGAACUAUUAAAGAAGAAAUAUGAGUCUGUCCUUGGAAAAACUUGUGUCUUGUUUCUUCUUGGCGUGGAGUUACACCUUGGUCAGCAGUACUUCUGGUAACAAUGUCAAAUGCGGAGGUAACAUACACGCCUUGCAUGGCCAUUUCAACACACCCGAAUAUCCGAAUAUUUAUCCCGAUAGUGUGAAUUGUAAAUGGAAUAUAACUGUUCCAAUUGGGUACGAGAUAUCACUAAAUUUUACACAGUUUGACAUAGAGUGGACAGAUUUUUGUGAAUAUGAUUACGUCACAGUUAAAUCAACCAAUGGCACCAUUGGAAAAUAUUGUGGUCGCCGCGGCCAUCAAGAAUUUGGGGCAGCGAUCCCGCCUCUUGAGCCGAUUAUGAUCAAAGACAGCAACUUAGAAAUUUAUUUUCACACAGACCAUAACAACGAGGUUGAAGUACAUGGAUUCGAGGCUCAUUUUGCAGCUACAGAUAUUGAUGAGUGUCAAUAUAGCAAUGGCGGAUGUUCCCAUUUUUGUCAUAAUUUUAUUGGCUCAUAUUAUUGUUCCUGUCGUAUUGGUUACAGACUAGCAAAAGAUGGCCGCUCUUGUAUAGUUGUUUGUCAAAACAUAUUCGUCAACAAAGAACAUGGUGUAAUAGAAAGUCCAGAAUACCCUGCAAAUUACCCUCCACAUGCAUCAUGCGAUUGGCACAUCACUGCAGAUUCUGGUUAUUACGUUAAUCUUGAGUUUGUAGACUUCAACCUGGAGACACAUCAUUCAUCAAAAUGUCCUUACGAUCAACUGGCCAUAGAAGAUAAAGGUGGAAAAUAUGGUCCAUAUUGUGAACAAAAGCCAAGAAAGUUUCGAUCAAAAUCCAACUGGCUAAUUGUUGAAUUCUCCAGUGAUGCUAGUAACAGUAGAGAAGAUGAAGUAAAGAGGUUCAAAGCCAAGUUUUGGCUUGAAGGAAUUAAAUGUCCAGUCCUUUACCCACCAGAAGAUGGCAGCUUGUCGGGCGCAAAAAACUUUUCUUUCAAAGAAGAAAUUUUGUUCACAUGCAACGAAGGGUAUCGAUUGGUUGGUGGAAGUCAGAGUAGAACGUGCCAGUCCGAUGGAACAUGGACGGGAACUACUCCAAAAUGCGAAAGAAUAACCUGCGAUUAUUUUCCCCAAACACACGAAAACAUCAUUCUACGUGGAGACAGAACAUUUCCGCCAAACACCAGAGCUAUUUAUUACUACAAGGAUCGUCUAACCCAAUCAUGCUUUCCAUUCUACGAUCAAUUUGGACCUAAACAUAUCGAAUGCAAAGUUGAUGGUGAAUGGAGUAGGGGAAGAGCUUACUGUGUGAAAACGUGUGGUAGAGCAUAUCCACAAGGCAACAAUGAAAAAUUACAAAAAUGCAAUGAAGGACGCCAUCGCGCCAAAGCAAUUCCCUAUUCUCAACCUUGGUUGGUUGUAAUAAAAGAGAAUGGUCAAGUUAAAUGCUCAGGCAUCUUGAUCAGUGAUCAAUUUGUGUUGACAGUGGCACAUUGCAUACAGAAUACACUAGAAAGACGUGGCGAAAAAGGAACUUUAGAAAUUGUUCUUGGUGUACAAGAUCUAAAUACAAUGGCAACCAGUCGGAAGUUACAAAGACGAUCGGUAAAAAAGGUCCACAUGGCAAGCAAAUUUGACUAUGUUCUCCACAGCGAUAUCAGUAUUCUGGAGUUGUCCGCAAAAGUAAGCGUACACGAGCGUUAUGUGCAACCCAUUUGUUUGGCGCAUGAAAAACGACAAAAGCACCUCUUUAAAUCCGGUCAUAAUGUUGUUUCAACUGGUUGGUUAACAAGUGGUCAAAAAUAUAUUACCGAUCGCUGUGUACGGAUAGAGAGCAAAGAAAACUGCGGAAGCUUUACCAAUCAUAUUCAUAUAAGCCAUUUUGCCACUCGUUAUAAAGAUGAAAGCCAAAAUCGAAAAAGACUUGCACCAGUCGAUAUACUUUGUACAACGCCACCUAAAGGAGACAGCGACAAAUGCAAGCUUCUUCCUGGUAGCGGCCUUGUUGCGUAUGACGAUAAGACGAGAAAGUGGUACCUCGGUGGUGUAUUAACUUGGGGCGGAUUAGAUUUAAAGACAUGUACAGAUAUCAUGAAGAAAUACAGCAUGUACACGAAGGUUCCGAAAUUCUUAAAAUGGAUUAAAGAAACAACGGAUUUAAGAAUAAAAGACCUGGACGCAACUGCCGAUAAGUUUCGUAAUGGAAAAUAUGCAAAAGAAAAGCAAUAUGUAUGACAGGACUGUUCCCUAAUAAAGACAUAAUAAUAUUAAUUAGAAAUUUGGCCGAUAAAUUUUCUAAAAUUACUAUGGUGUAGAUAUUAGGACGGUAAGCAAAAAGUCUUUAUUCAUGUUCAGUCGAAAUAAUUUCAGCCUAGGCAAUAAAGAAUAUGAGAAGACUACAUGGUUUGUACAUUUGUAAAUUUUAAGUAGUAAUAUUUAAUUGUCAAGUUUUCUGUAAUCUCUUUCAAAAUAUUACAUGUUACCCCCUUUUCGACAGCCAUUAACCGGAAAGUUUUCUGACAGACGUGGUUUCUACGAAGUCGAAACGUACUGGUCCUUUGUUUUACCACAGUGACAUGAAAUGACAUGAGCCAGGGGGACUUAAACUUCCAUUUUAAAAUUUUUGUCGCACUUUAAGCUCACGAUUGUACCAAAUACAAGUUGGAAAGAGAUUAGUUAAAAUCAGGUGUCUGUUUCGACAACGCAUUUGUCAGUUAAAAAUUUUUGAAGUUGCAGCUAACCUUAAGUUAUUCCAAAAUAUGAGAGUUUACUGUUUGUUACUAGCAUUCUCUCUAUAAAAUCUAUUAACAAACAGCCUGUAUAUAUUGUACCGUAUUUAUGCAACAGAAAAAUUUAUUGUUUUGUUUAUAUCUUAUAUCCUUAUUCCAUAUUUUAUUUUACUUCAUUUUUUUGGUAACUUGUAAAAAAAUGCAAAUAAUAUUUGAGUAGGUUUUGUUUGCUUGUUUGUUUGUUUGUUUGUUUGUUUUCUAUCUGUCCAAUUGUUUAAUCUAUGGUGCUUCUUUCCAGUUUUUCUUUAUAAAUAUGUUUUUAUUUUCAAUUUUUAUAUAAUAUAUACGUAGAAAGUAUUUAUUAAUAAUUUUAUAUCAAGCAAUGUAAAAUAGAACGAUUUUAUAAGAGAUAUUGUUUCCUUUCAAACUUCAGAUAUCUUAAUAAUAUACAUAUUGCCUUCACCCAUGUAUAUUUUUCUGAAGAAGAGUUUAUACAGACAGCAAAAUCUGAUAGCUGAAAAUGAUAAUAACAAAAAAGAUAACUCGGCUUGAACUAAACUACAGUCUACUCUCGAUACGUGGAAUUCCGGAUAAGUGAAACUUCCGUUAAGUGGAACCAGUUUCCUCGGUCCCUUUGGAUUUGCCAUAACAAACCUCUUUUAUUAUAUACAGAUAAGUGGAACCCUCGAUAAGUGGAACUUUCGAUAAUUGGCACCAUUUUUUUGGUCCCUUGAGUAAUAUUUUUUUUGUAUAAGUGGAGCUUUUCCAAACGUUGUACCUUGGAAGAUUCUAAGUUAAUUAAAAAAGGAACCUUCACACAGUUUAAAACAAGAUAGUAUAAACGAAUAUUUUUUAUAACUACAUUGCUAAGAAAAAUCAUCAUGUGGAACAUAAAUAUCUAUAAAGAAUUUCAUUUUGUUUCUCCCCCUGUUUUUCAUUAUUCGUAACUUCCUUGGUCUCCUAAGAUUUCAGAUAACAGAGAAGUUCGAUAAGUGGAACUGUUUUUCGGUUUCAUAGCGAUUCCACAUAUAGAGCAAUUCGGAUAAGUGGAACAUUCGAUAAGUGGAACAAUUUUUUCGGUCCUGUGGAGGUUUCACUUAUCGAUAGUAGACUGUAUUUCCAUUGUUUUAGAAUAUUUUUUGCUGAUAAUAUAAAAUAAUUUAAGACUGUCAUGCGUAAUUUUAGACUUUUUUUACUUUUUUUUAUACUUCAUGGUGAUA
Messenger RNA from Hydractinia symbiolongicarpus, 4025 nucleotides. RefSeq names its product mannan-binding lectin serine protease 1-like. Gene Ontology annotation, biological process: proteolysis; complement activation. The coding region runs from base 77 to 2311 and encodes 744 amino acids. Gene Ontology annotation, cellular component: extracellular region. The record is from RefSeq and is a predicted model, not a curated record. Gene Ontology annotation, molecular function: calcium ion binding; serine-type endopeptidase activity. Lineage: Eukaryota; Metazoa; Cnidaria; Hydrozoa; Anthoathecata; Hydractiniidae. The transcript is spliced from 10 exons.